Molecule: messenger RNA, 372 nt
Organism: Paramecium pentaurelia
Lineage: Eukaryota; Ciliophora; Oligohymenophorea; Peniculida; Parameciidae
Source: the annotation of a GenBank genome assembly
AUGGGAAAUUAUUGUAUUACGGAAUGGAAAAUUGAAGAAGAUAAUGAAGUUGUUGAAAUAUCAAGUAUUUAAGCUAGUAAUUUAAAUAAAAUAUUUUCAUAAAAAUAUAAAAUGGAAGCUGAUGAAGACUGCCUUUAAGACUUAAUUGAUUAAAUUGAACCUGGUUUAAGUGUUUAAUUUGAAAUCAGUAAAAAAAGAAAUCUGCACGGCAUAAAUUUUGAGUCAGCAACUAAAUAAAAAGAUAACAAUUUAAAAUAACAUAAAUCAUCACUCAAAUAAAUAUCUCAUCAUAGUUCUCUUUAGAGAGAGCAUAGUAGUAAAACAGUUCGAUGGGACAGCUAAUUUUAUUCAUCUGAUUCUCUUAAAUAAUGA